Messenger RNA from Miniopterus natalensis, 5543 nucleotides. Lineage: Eukaryota; Metazoa; Chordata; Mammalia; Chiroptera; Miniopteridae. The record is from RefSeq and is a predicted model, not a curated record.
AUAAAGUUAAAAUGGCAGUGAAAGUAAUUUGCACCAUUGAUUGAGGUAUUCUCUUUACUUAAGUGUCAGUUCAUUAGUAUGAGCUGUUCUUUAGAAUUUAGAAUUCUUUAGAAUGUUGAAUAGUCAAUAGCAGGGUUUUCUGCUUUUGAAAAUUUACAACUCUGUUAAAACUGAAAAUGGGUGUGUUUCUUUUGAAAAUAUUGUCUGAUUGCUGUGCUGUAGUUUGUAGCUUGAUGUUCCCCUUUUCCAGGGAGAAUCCUGAACCAACCUAUCAUGAACACACUCUCUGCCAUUUCCUUAAUCCUUUUUUGGGGAAAACUCUUUUAUAAUAACAACUGUUGGUGAACCAUUCAUCACAAAACUCUUAUAAUUGUGUGGAAGAGAUACAGUGACUUUAAGAAACUAUACAAAGAACUGUGGCAAAUUCACAAAAACUUAUUCUGCCAUUCAGAAUUAUUUCCUCCGUUUGCUAAAGGAAAAGUGUUUGGACGAUUUGAUGAAACUGUUAUUGAAGAGAGGAGACAGUGUGCUGAAGACCUGCUACAGUUCUCUGCUAAUAUUCCCGCUCUUUAUAACAGUAAACAUCUUGAAGAUUUUUUCAAGGGUGGAAUAAUUCAUGAUGGUUCUGAAUUGAUUGGCCCUGUUGAAGUUUUUUCGGAUUCCCUCACUGAAAGCUUUCCUGAGUGUAGUACGGAAGGCGUCUCCAGUGACAGUGACCUUAUAUCCCUUACUGUUGAUGUGGAUUCUCUUGCUGAGUUAGAUGAUGGAAUGGCUUCCAAUCAAAAUUCUCCCAUCAGAACUUUUGGUCUCAAUCUUCCUUCGGAUCCUUCGGCACUAGGGGCUUUUGCUUAUGACAGCGAGCAGAACAAAACAGAAGAAGAGCGGGAAAUUCGUAGCAUCUUCCCUGGCAGUUUAAAAUCCAAGCUUGGCAAGAGAAGUUAUUUGGAGAAGGCAGGAGAAUUAAUAAAGCUGGCUCUGAAAAAGGAAGAAGAAGACGACUAUGAAGCUGCUUCUGAUUUUUAUAGGAAGGGAGUUGAUUUACUCCUAGAAGGUGUUCAAGGAGAGUCCAGCCCUAGCCGGCGAGAAGCUGUGAAGAAAAGAACAGCAGAGUAUCUCAUGCGGGCCGAGAGCCUCUCGAGCUUUUACAGAAAACCUCGGUUGGAUGAUGCAUCUCAGCCUCCAGGAUCACUAAGUUCAAGGCCCCCUUGGAACCUAAGGAGCCCUGCCGAGGAGCUGAAGGCCUUCAGAGUCCUUGGGGUGAUUGACAAGGUUUUACUUGUAAUGGACACAAGGACAGAACAGACAUUCAUUUUAAAAGGUCUAAGGAAGAGCAGUGAAUACAGCAGGAACAGAAAGACCAUCAUCCCCCGCUGCGUGCCCAACAUGGUGUGUCUGCACAAGUACAUCGUUUCCGACGAGUCGGUUUUCCUUGUGCUGCAGCACGUAGAAGGUGGCAAACUCUGGUCAUAUAUCAGUAAAUUUCUAAACAGAAGUCCUGAAGAAAGCUUUGACAUCGAGGAGGUGAAAAAAUCUGCACUUACUAAAGUUCACCUGCAGCAGCCAACUUCUAGUCUUCAGGACAGCAGCAGCUUUGAAUCCAGAGGAAGCGAUGGUGGGGCCAUGCUUCAAGUUCUACCUUUGAAGACUAGUCUUACCCAGAGCUCUCAAGAUGAUAGCAACCAAGACGAUGAUGGCCAAGAUAGCUCUCCAAAGUGGCCAGACUCUGGCUCAAGUUCAGACGAAGAAUGCACUACUAGCUAUUUAACAUUAUGCAAUGAAUAUGGGCAAGAGAAGAUUGAACCAGGGUCACUGAGUGAGGAGCCUUUCACGAAGACUGAAGGAAAUGGUGCUGAUACCAAAGCUGCUGAAGGCUUCCCGGCGCACCUUGCUGCUGACAGUGACAGCCCCAGCACUCAGCGGAUAGCUCAUGAGCUUAAAUUCUUCCCUGGAAACGAUGACCUGGAAGCAGUAAGCUCUCCAAGGACAUCAGAUUCCCUCAGUAGAUCUAAAACCAGCCCCAUGGAAUUCUUUAGGAUAGACAGUAAGGACAGCACUAGUGAACUCCUAGGACUUGAUUUUGGAGAAAAAAUCUAUAGUCUAAAGUCAGAGCCUUUGAAACCAUUUUUUACUCUUUCAGAUGGAAACAGGAGUUUUAAUAUUAGUGAAAGCAAGGUUAUAGCUCAGGACACUAUUAGCAGGGGCUCAGAUGACUCUGUCCCAGUUAUUUCUUUUAAAGAUGCUGCUUUUGAUGAUAUCAGUGGUACUGAUGAAGGAAGGCCUGAUCUUCUUGUAAACCUACCUGGUGAAUUGGAGCCAACAAAAGAUGGUGCAGCAAUGGGGCCUACUAAGUUUACACAGACUAAUGCAGGCAUAAUAGAAAGUAAACUGUUGGAAGCCCCCGAUGUUUUAUGCCUUAGGCUCAGUGCUGAACAGUGCCAAGCACAAGAGGAAGGCUCAGAGGAAGUGAGCGGUCCCUCUAGGCUUCCAUCUCAUGGUAUAACCGAAAAACACUAUGUGCAGGGGGGUCCUGGGAUGCUAUUUGUAGCUGCUGUUGAUCAUAGUGGUUCAGGAGACAUGUCCUCGAUACACAGCCUGGAUCCUAACUUUCAAGGACUUGGAGUGGUCGAGCCGUUGGUGACUGCACAUGAUGCAGGAGAAAGCUUAUUCCCUGCUUCUGACCCACUCUCAGGUGCUCGUGAGCACAGUGCAGACACGGGCACCAUAAACGCUGAAGAGGUAUUGCUGUUCACAGAUCAAGCUGAUGGCUUGGCUGAAGAGGAACCGGCUGUAUUUCAGAGAGAUUCUGUGACUAGGGGAGCGAGUGGGCUAGCCCUGGAAGGAGACAAGGAGAUACAUCGGAUUUUUGAGGACCUCGAUAAAAAAUUAGCACUGAACUCCAGGUUUUACAUCCCAGAGGGCUGUAUUCAGAGAUGGGCAGCUGAAAUGGUGGUAGCCCUUGAUGCUUUACACAGAGAGGGAAUUGUGUGCCGCGAUUUGAACCCAAACAACAUCUUAUUGAAUGAUAGAGGACACAUUCAGCUAACGUAUUUUAGCAGGUGGAGUGAGGUUGAAGAUUCCUGUGACAGCGAUGCCAUAGAGAGAAUGUACUGUGCCCCAGAGGUUGGAGCAAUCACUGAAGAGACUGAAGCUUGUGAUUGGUGGAGUUUGGGUGCUGUCCUCUUUGAACUUCUCACUGGCAAGACUCUGGUUGAGUGCCAUCCAGCAGGAAUAACUACUCACACUACUUUGAACAUGCCAGAAUGUGUCUCUGAAGAGGCUCGCUCACUCAUUCAACAGCUCUUGCAGUUCAACCCUCUGGAGCGUCUCGGUGCUGGAGUCGCUGGUGUUGAAGAUAUAAAAUCUCACCCAUUUUUUACCCCUGUGGACUGGGCAGAACUGAUGCGAUGAACAUGAUGCGGGGCCAUCUGCACACAUGCUGAUCUUCUCUGGGACAGGCGUCCCCAGCACAGAGGCAGCUUGGCCUCGGGGUCGUGGAGCAGCAAAGCUUGGGCUGAAGACCUUUAGAGGAAAUGCGGAUAAAAAGGCUAACAUACAAUUCCUCUCAGUCACCCUCUGGACAAGAUACUGGCUACAUCUGCAAGAGGCUGUUUUGUACAAACCUUUAACCAAGGUGUGACCUUUAUUUUAUCUGCAUUUAGUGUUGCAGAUGAGUUGUGAACCCAACUGAAAGGAACGCCCACCCAGAACUUCCUUUGGUCUGAAGUGCCAAGUGUACAGCCGAGUGUUACUUGAAAGAAGGACCUGUACGUGGCAGCUAACCAUGCUCUCUGCUGGCCAGGAUUGGUCUGCGGGAUCAAAUUGCCAUUUGUUGAAUAAUACAUAAAAAGUGCUUCAUGAAUAAUGUCAUCUGUGAAGAUUAAAAAGUGAGGAAAAAUGAAUAUACUCAUCAUGUCUGAUAGGAAACACGCACCAGGAUUCUGUAUAAUUACUGUAUGUUGAAUGUGGUCUUAAACUGUCUCAUACUUUCAGAAGUCCACGUGGGAGGAAAACAUGUCACGGCGUCAGCUUUGUACUUGGUUGGUUGGUACUGCUCAUGGAAGGGUUCAGACAAACUCUUUCUCUCUCCAGCUUUGUCUUUCCACUUCCAACACCCCGGCCUAUUCUCCCAUAUUCUGCUCUUCUUACCCUUACUAAUCCAUAUGCAACAAAAAGGGGAGAGGGAGUCUUUAUGUCCCCAGAUUGUAUCAACCUAAUAAGGACAAAUCAUGAUGUAAAAUAAACAUGGUAAAAAUUUAAAUCUGUCCUUCAUUUAAUUGCCUAAGUUUUUUGUGGUUGUUUUUUUAAGAAAGCCCUCUCCUCCUAUCAUAUUGGAAUGUUAGCAAUUUCUACAUCUUAUGCUUGACUUUGUUUUAGUUUUUGGCUUGGUAUAUGAAGAACCAAAGCAUCUCAUCUAAAUGGAAUUGAAUGGCAAUCCUAUUUUGUUACUUAGAGUGACAGGAUUUCCAGAUUGACCUCCUAAUCUACUUGACAUUGUGCAGAAAGAAAAUGAGUAUUUGCACAUCUCCAAACAUUUGUAUUAUUUUUUUAUGUUGCUAAGAUAGAUCCUGGGGUUAUGCAUUGUUUACAACAAUUUACAAAUGUUUUAAAAGUGUUAAUGUAUUUUUUUUUAAACUUUAUUUAAAGAAAAAAGAAUAAGUCACAUUUCCAAGUUAGGAGCUACCAGAAAUAAUGAAAGCUUUCUGUAUGUUCCAGUCCUUUGUAUUUUCGAGAUGUGUGUGAGAGCCCACCCCUAUUCCAAGAGCAUCUGCCAUCUGCCAUCGGCCAGGUCCUCUCAUCAAAUUAAAUGGAAGCAGAAAAUGCUUUAGUGAAACAAAGGAAAUGUGCAAGCAUUUUUUUCCUUUUCUCUUAUCCUACUCCCCCUUUUUCCUUUUUGGUCCCCUUAUAACCUGAACCCCAGCUAAAGGGCUGCAACAACACCAGGAUGGGGAGCAGGUCACCAGGAUCAUAGCUCACUCGAUGACAUCACCCCCUGAAACUGGAUUUCAGUUCACUAGCCCCCUGGCCUCAUAACAGGAACUCACGCAGGUGAGACACAAGAAUGACUUCCUGGUAGGACUCGUAGGAAAUCUGCAAGUACUUAGAGCUGGCCGCGACGGGGCUUCCUUCCAGAAGUGCCCUAUGACAUGAAAGUAGGACUUCACAACUAAGGUGAAGCUCCCAGCCCUACCACAUGACUUUGGUCCCUUGGAUUCAGAGGACAGUAAUGUCAACAGAUGGUUGCUGUGUCAGUGUGUUGACACAAUUUCACUGCUCCAACUUCUGUCUUUUUCUCUCUAUGUUUGGUCGGAACUUGUGCUUAAUGUAAAUGCAUUAUUCAUAAUCAUGGUGGGCAUUUGUUAUUUUAGUAAUGAACACACAGGAUAAAUGGCUUUGGGUUGAUGAACCCACGUCUGUUUUUAUUUGAUGGUGUGUAUUAGAAAUAUUAAUAUUUCUAAUGCUGUGGCCGAUACCUCUCUUCUGUUAUUUGUAUUUUUUUGAGCGUAUGUCAUAUGGGUCAAAAUCAUAAAAGAACUUGCCACUUA